AUGGGAAUGUUUGAUAUAAUCGAUAAAUCUAGAACCUCUUAUAUAAAGCAAAAAAUUAAUCCAUAGUAAAAUCUGCAUUCGAAAGGAGAUUAUUAUCAAGAAACUAAAUAUCCAUAGAAACUAUAGCCUAAUGACGAUUAUCAAUAAAUGUCUAAUAUUAAACUAGAUCCGAAUGGACGAAAAGUCACUUUCAACUAAACUUUGUAAAGAAUUGAGAAGAUACUUUUUGAUUAGCCAUACCACUCAGAUCUCUUGAAAAUGAAUAAUCGAUUCAAUUAGCAAGCAUUAGGAAGUGAAAUUCCUAAAACCAAUACUAAUGGCAUGUAUCGAAGAUCUUAUACUCCUUGGUGGGCAGUAGGACUAACCUCAGUAAUCAUAGCUAUCUUUGUUUUUUUCCUAUUUUGGCUCUUCAAGAAUUUUGUGACAUCUUUUUCUAAUAAUCCCUUUGAGUAUCAUCAAAAGAAACUUGAAAACUGUCAUGAAGAAGAUGAGUUUCCCAGUGAUGGAAGCCUCGUGACUAUUAGUAACAAAAACAUGUUUGAAAAUGACUCAUAUAAAAAUAGCAUUGUUUCUCAACCAACUGUCAGUAAUAUUGCACUAUCUAAUGAGGGCCUUGAUAUUUGCGCAGGUGGAAAGAGUUUAUUUGAUUUCUCUAAUCUGCCUAAGUCACUUUAGCAGAGUUAAACAGCUGAUCAACUCAGAUAAGAAAACUAGAGAAGAAGAGCAAACCAUAAGAAAAUAUAGUAAAAGCUAAUAAAAUAGUCAGAUCAUGAAGACAGAAUAAAUGAUGGAUAAAAUAAAGACUUUGAGUAUAGCAAUCAUAGUACAAUUAAUGAAUUGCACAAUAAUAACAGAGAUUACUUCUUAUCAUUUGGUGAUAAGUAAUUUGAAAGUAUGUUGAACUAUUAGCCACAAAAUGAAUCAAAGAUCAGCGAUGAAAUGAAUUAGAAUCCGGUAAAAGGCAAUCUAAUAGCCUAAUAAUAGGAUAAUGUUACCUUCCAACAUUAUAAUAGUAGUAAAUUCGCAAGUAAUUAGCAGUGUGCUUAGGAUCAAAAUAACUAUUUUAAGAGUGGCACAUGCGGAAUGGCUGAUUUCAAUUCCAAGGAUUAAGAACCAAGACAUCAACUAUUACUUAAAACGUAUGAAUGCAAGCAUAAAUAAGAACUGAUGUCUUCUUAGACUUCUUCAAUCUAAGACUAUCUGAUAUAAGAAUAAAUGAAGAAUGCUGAUAAAUAAUAACUAGUUAAUCUGCUUAUGACUUAAGAAAGCAGUAAACUCUAAAACCUAAAAUAGAUGCUAGAAGAAAUCGAAUAAUAGAAUAUCAGUUCAGAUUACUCACUAUAAAAUAACGAAAAGGGCUGUUUCAGUUCUGAAGAGGACACUGAUGUUAAGAACUUUAUUUUAAAGGAUGAUUCAAGACAGAUGAGAUAGAUAACUUUGGACCACAACUCAAAUCAAGAUCACCAAUAUUUUAAGAACUAAACUUUAUCAAGUAAUUAGCCAAUUUUCAAAACUCAGAUGUCUGUUCCAAAGAUUCAAAUAACCUUGACGCUAGAUGGCUAAUAGAGUUAAAGGAGAUUGAGUAAUUAACAUGCAAAGGAAAACAUACCCUAUGAGAGCAAUUAAAGCACAAAUAUUAGCUAGACAAAUACCAUAUACUCAUAGAGAGCGAGAAAUCAUAAUGCUCAUAUUAAACCUAAACAAAUUCAAUCAAUGAAGAAGAGUCCUUUACAGAGUAAUAAUACUACAAGUUCUCGAUAAUUAUUAACAUAGAGAGCGAUGACUCCAUCAAUGUCAAAUUUUCAAAAUUAUAAUCAGACUAGCGUGAGAAGUCUUGAUAAAAGCCCUAGUUUCGCUAAAUAAUCCCAAAGAAAUAGCUCUAAUGAGGGUAGAAGCUGCAGUAUUAUCUAAACUAGUAAAAAUCAAUAAGUAAAGCAGAUAAGUCUCCCGUACAAUCUCAAGUCAAUUUAAACCUCGAGAGUCACCAAUCAACAGAAGCCUAACUCAAUCAUCUAGGUAAACUCUAAAAGUAAAACUCCUCAACGCAAAAACAUCAAAACAUAGAUAAGCAAGUAUUAAAACUCAAAUACAUUGAAUGUUCAUAAGUAAGCUACAAAAUAUGGGAGUAAAACAGGCCAGAAAACACCUAAAAGUAGCAAGAAAUAAUCUGAGAAUAAGGAUGACUCGCUGCUUAAUCUUAAUGUGUAAUAUGUUAAAGAUAUAGAUGAAUUAGUUGGAACUAAUUUAAAUAAUCGCCUUAAGGAUACAAAGAUUUCUAAUAACUAUUCACUGUCUAUGGUAGGUGAUGUAACUAAUAAUACUUCAUUAGUAUUCAAUAACCUGAAACUUGAAAAAGUGCAGGGCUCAUGUCUUCCAAGUAGUCAUGCAUUCUCCCCUUUUAAUGAUCAGAAUAGAUACCUAAGUGAGGAAGGCAUUGAAGAUUCCUUCGAAGAAAAAAACUUUAUUUCGAGUUGUAAUACACAGGUAUUAGAAAAGAAUCAUCUUCUGCCUUAGUAUAGAAAUUCCUAAGUUAUACAUCUUAAGUAGAAAAUAGACCAGUCAAUAAAUCAACUAAAUUCCAAAAUUAAAGAUGAAAAUAAUACAAAUCUCCCAGCUAAUAACUUCAAUUAGGAUAGUAUUCUGACUAGCUAGAUAUUUGAUCAGAAUAUUGCAGGGACUGAUUCAGUAAGAUGUAGUUAACUCAGUUGGUAGUAAUUGAUAUUAUAGCCUCAUAGUAAAUCUAUCACACCCUAGAGAAAAGGCAUAAAAGCUUAAAAUUUUGAAUAAUACCUCUCAGGGUAAGAUGCAUUAUAGAAAUUUGCUUUCUCAUUAAUGAUAGUCAAGGAAAUGACUAAGAAGCAUCCAUACCUGAUUAAUACUGUUGAUAGAUUCCUUAAAAAUCAUUGA
Stylonychia lemnae is the source of this 2907-nucleotide messenger RNA. The record is from the annotation of a GenBank genome assembly. NCBI's taxonomy places the organism in Eukaryota, Ciliophora, Spirotrichea, Sporadotrichida, Oxytrichidae.